Molecule: messenger RNA, 1257 nt
Organism: Rhincodon typus (whale shark)
Lineage: Eukaryota; Metazoa; Chordata; Chondrichthyes; Orectolobiformes; Rhincodontidae
Product: putative inactive carboxylesterase 4
Exons: 7
Coding region: 1-1257 (418 amino acids)
Biological process (GO): modulation of chemical synaptic transmission; postsynaptic membrane assembly; chemical synaptic transmission
Cellular component (GO): synapse; cell surface
Molecular function (GO): neurexin family protein binding; signaling receptor activity
Source: RefSeq, a predicted model, not a curated record
AUGCUGCUGACCCACUCGCUGCCGCCGAUGCCAUUACAGCGAUCAAACUCUUCACCAAGAGGUUACAAUGUUCAAGAUUUCUUAGGAGGAUACCUGCAGGUUUUUUUGAAAAUUCCUUACGCAUCCCCACCGGUCGGAGAUCUUCGAUUCAAACCCCCUGAGGAACCAAGACCAUGGAGUGGGAUUUUGGAUGCUACAGAGUUGGGACCUGCCUGUCCGCAGUCUCCGACUGAGUUACCUUUCAAAAUCAACCGCACAAGUGAAGAUUGCCUCUACCUCAAUGUCUACGCACCAGUCGGGACAGGCAACAGUCCUCGAUCUCUGCCCAUUAUGGUUUACUUUCACCAUGGUUCCCUCCAGUCUGGGGCAGCUGGGGCACAUGACAUGAAGAAUCUUGCAGCAUAUGGACAGGUUAUAGUGGUGGAGUUCAACUAUCGCCUUGGGCCUUUUGGCUUUCUCAGCACCUUGGAUGUAAAUGCUCCUGGCAAUCUUGGUUUCUUGGACAUGACCAAAGCUCUUCAGUGGAUACAACACAACAUCCAGAACUUUGGGGGAGAUCCUAGCUCCAUCACAUUGUUUGGAUAUGGGGCUGGGGGCUUAGCAGUGAGUUAUCUGCUUUUGUCGCCUUUAUCCAGAGGCCUCUUCCACAGAGCCAUCUCCAGUAGUGGCAAUGCUUUGGUGCCAGAUUUCAUCGGAAAGCCUGGUAGCUUUGACCCUCUUGUUGCCAGCCAACAACUGGCCAAAGCACUGGAUUGUCCAACCGAUAAUAACGUGAAGAUGGUGGAAUGUCUCCAAACAAAACCAAUGGAAUCAUUUUUUGAUGCCCCAAUGCCCAAGUCAAAGCAUGGGCCAAAGUUCCUUCCUGUUGUCGAUGGAGUUUUCUUACAAGAGCUACCUCAGGAGUCACUCCUCAAAGGAAACUAUAUGAAAGUUCCUUAUAUUAUAGGACUUACCAACGAUGAGGCAGGGGUUCAGCUAGUCGACCUUUUCGGUAAUGAUGAUGGAAUUACAACUGAGACCUACCUUAAGCUGGUGUCGGACUAUGCCUAUAGUCAUUUCCGAUACAAUCCAUCCCAGAUUGCAGAUGUUAUCAGCUAUUCUUACAGAGACUUCACGUGCCCAGAUGACCCAGGUGCCCUCAGAGAUGGCUUCAGAGACUUGGUUCAGGACCACAAAUGGUUGACACCGAGUUACCAGUUAGCAGAUCAACACUCAAGCAGGGCAGAAACAUUUCUGUAUAUUUACAGGCAUCAGUAG